UUUCAAGGUGUCCUUAUCUUGUACAUAAUCAUCAACAUCAUUUUUGUUCCUUUCACUGCCGUCUUGAACGCGCUGGUGAUGAUCGCCGUGAAAACGAAAUCCCGAUUAAGGGCGCAAAAAUCGAACAUCGUAUUAGCUAUGCUUGCAUUGACUGAUUUUUUUGUUGGAAUACUUGCUCAGCCCAUCUUCACUGCAGGGAUGAUAUCUGUCCUACUUCAGGAGAGCGUUUGCCAGUCAGGCGUUAUUCAAAUUGGUUUUAUAGUUCUCGCAAACUGCUUGUUUACUAGCUCAGUACUUCACCUGGCUUUAGCGAGCGGCGAGCGCUAUGUAGCCAUUAAAUACCCAUACCAAUACAUCACCAUCGUCACCGAGUCUCGUUUACUGGUUGCUUCUCUACUAACGUGGCUUCUGGCUGUGACGGUGCACAUUGCACUUGCUAUUAACACUGGUGUAUUUUUUAGCAUCAACAAUACAGUUAUCGGUCUGUCUGUUGCUGUAAUUGUGUUCUGUCAUUUGUCAGUGUUCCUCGAAACUCGCCGACACGAACAGCAAGUCGCAGCGCAGCAAAUUAGAGAGGAAGCCAGAAAACAAUUUGAAAAAGAUAAAAAGGCCUUGAAACUAACAUCUACCAUAAUUGGGGUUCUUUUACUUUGUUAUUCUCCGUUCAUGUUUUGUGGAACUGUCCUUUUCAAUUUUUAUACGCCCUCCUUAAAUACCUUUUAUACAAUUGUCUUUUUCGCUCUCACAGUAGUGUUUUUGAACUCGUUACUAAAUCCUGUAAUUUACUGUAUCAGAAUCAGGCAGUUUCGAGUAGCAAUAAUUGAGUUAACAUUUAGAAAUGUGAACUUAGCGAGGGCUGAAGAAAUUGGAAGGCGGUGGUUUGGCGCACAAAACGCUGUAAUUGGACGCGAAGCUGGGCAAGAUCAAUGAAGUCCAGGACAACUCAACAUGGAAGGAUCUAGUGUCAACUAGAAUCGAUAUUUCAUUAUAACAAUUAUACUAACAUUUUUUUCAAACGAACCUGUCGAGCUUUUUAACACGGUUCAUUUUAAGAACAAAAACAAGCAGCAUCUGUCGGCUCUUUCUCGUUUUAAAAAAAGUAGUUUUAAGUCGGUUUUUGAAUGCUAAAAUCCGAGCGCUGUUUCAACGCUAGCAGAUAGGCUUACAAAUGGCCAAUUAAACUGGUGUUAUGUAAAUUUUAUCAAACAUAGUUUAAAUCGAGAAAUAAAACAUAUGAUAUAUACUUUUUUUAUUUUGCGUAUAUUUCAACUUCCAUUUUGGUUUUUUACAACGCCAUGGAGCGUUUCCACUCAAGUGGACAGCAUCUUUGCAAAUUUAUUGCAACAAAGAAAACGUUUACAUGAGAAAAGAGUUCAACUCCGAGAGGAAUUGUUUGGAACACUAACAUGGCCGCCGUUUCAUUGUUUUGGAACACCAAUAUGGCCACCGUGACGUCAUGUGAAAAAGAUCCAUAAUUUGUGAGAUCUCGAAAAGUACAUGUCAACUGAUGAGCUUAUUAUUUUAAUUUGGGGAAAAUGGUACGAAUAAAAAAAGAGUGAAUAAAGCUGGAAUUCUUGAAAUUUCACGCCUGCGUUUGGCCAUUUCGUUGUUAUGGAUUUUGUUAUGGCUGUUUCUUGCCGUUUUCUUCGAUAUUUCUUUCCGAUACUUUGCGUUAACAAACAGUCCCCUAUGUCCCGUUCUUUGCUAUUUCUGUUUAAAAAAAAAAGACAUGAAAAACUUUCGUAUUUUUGUGUAUUUUAUAAAAGAAACAGAUCGGUUGUUUUAACCGGCAGAAUAUUUAAACCGCACUUUUGAUGUUGAGUGAACUAGUUUGAAAAUCACUCGCCUUCGACUCCUUCUUUAUAAGAAUCUUAUUUAAGUAUGUUCUCCUACUUCCCUUAUGAAUUUAUUACGCUGAUAAAACCCGUAUAAAGUUCGAUAUAAUACUUAUUUGCCCAAAGCUUUCUUGAUAUGCACUGUGUGGUCACCCUUACGACAAACUUCAAGAUUUAUCGUGAUUCUCCUCCAGACAGCUAUUAAAACAGAAGUCGUCAUCAGUCAUUUUCCAAAUCACGUCCUUUCUAGUCGCUAUAACCGUUUAGCACAAAUACUUCAAAUAAAAAGAAAGCAACGGAAAAUUAAUUUUUGAUGGAUGUAUAUUACAGUACAAAAACAAUAAAUUUUGUUUCCAUGUAAAGGAUUUCGUUUCUAGCUUUUGAUAACAAAUGUGAUCCACAAAGACACAACGCUUAAUAGUCCUUUAUAGUGAUUUCAUCAUAACAAGCUGCGUUACUUUCCGUAUCGUUUUUUUACAUGCGAAAUGCGCUGUUUCGACUGCAACGCAAACCACAAUUUGAGUAUAUAUUUAAACCCGAGGAAUUAGCUGUAUUAAACCUCUGAGUUUGUUUUGUUGUUUGUCAUAUCUUUGGACUUCCUUUUGCUUUUUAAACAAACGAAGCAAUGUUUUCGUGUUUCUUUCAUUGAGAUUUUACUUGUUUAUCACGUCAAUCUUAUUUUGUCGUUGGUCUAGCCUGCUAUAGUUAUCUUCCUGAAACUAGAUCAGUUUCGUUUCUGCGUGUGAAGUAACUGAAAUUGAAAAGCAUUUUAAAUAAGUCACCGAUAUAACUAAAAUGAAGAUUUUUUUACAAGGAACUACACCAGUGUUUAUGAAGAAUUAAUUGAGUAUUAAAAUUCGUUUCUGCGUGUGUGUAUGUGUUAUUAAAAUAAAGUUUAUUUAAGAGAAACCAUACAAGGAUUAUGCGUUUUCUUUUUUACAAAGACCAAACGAAAGACCAAUUCACUAAGAACACUAAACCAAAAUCUGCAGUGCAAAAAGAAAGAAAACCAAUAUUAAAAAUGGCUUAAAGUCAAAACGAAAAUCCAAGUCGGCCCCGCUAAACAAAGAAUAGGUUUUGACCAAUAACAACUCACGUGGUUUGUAAUGUUAUAUACAGCGAGUGGUAAAUUCGCUCGUAACAGAAAUAGGAAAGACGGUUUCAGCCUUAAAGGGUGCUAAAACGAUUCGUCUCUUCGUUCUUCAAAUUCCGUGGCAAAGAAAACUUGAAAGAAGUGAUGAAUUCAAGUCAAGCAACAAACGAGUCCGUCCCCUCUUCUUGCCUGGCCGCUGAAAGGAUGUUCGGAAAUCUUCAGCAGCCUUCCUUUUUCUUUCAAGGUGUCCUUAUCUUGUACACAAUCAUCAACAUCCUUUUUUCUCCUUUCACGGCCGUCUUGAACGCGCUGGUGAUGAUCGCCGUGAAAACGAAAUCCCGAUUAAGGGCGCAAAAAUCGAACAUUGUAUUAGCUUUGCUUGCAUUGACUGACUUUUUUGUUGGAAUACUUGCUCAGCCCAUCUUCACUUCAGGGACGAUUUCUAUCUUGCUUCAGGAAAGCGAUUGCCAGUCAGGUGUCAUUCAAAUUGGUUUCAUAGUUCUCGCAAACUGCUUGUUCACUAGCUCAGUACUUCACCUGGCGUUAGCGAGUGGCGAGCGCUAUUUAGCCAUUAAAUACCCAUACCAACACAUUACCAUCGUCACCGAGUCUCGUUUGCUGGUUGCGUCUCUUCUAACGUGGCUUCUGGCUGUGACGGUGCACUUUGCACUUGCCAUUAACACGGAUGUAUUUUUUAGCAUUAACAAUACAGUUAUCGGUCUGUCUGUUGCUGUAAUUGUGUUCUGUCAUUUGUCAGUGUUCCUCGAAACUCGCCGACACGAACAGCAAGUUGCAGCGCAGCAAAUUACAGGGGAAGCCAGAAAACAAUUUGAAAAAGAUAAAAAGGCCUUCAAACUAACAUCUACUAUAGUUGGGGUUCUUUUACUUUGUUAUUCUCCGUUGAUGUUUAGUAGAACUGUCCUUUUAAACUUUUUAGAGCCCUCCUUAAAUACCUUUUAUAUAAUUGACUUUUUCGCUCUCACGGCAGUGUUUUUGAACUCGUUACUAAAUCCUGUGAUUUACUGUAUCAGAAUCAGGCAAUUUCGUGUCGCAAUGAUUGAGUUAACAUUUAGAAAUGUAACGUCAGCAAAGGCUGAAGAAAUGGAGAUGCAGGGGUUUGGAGCAAAAAAUGUUGUGGUUGGACGCGAGACUGGGCAAGAUCAAGGAAGGCCAGAACAACAAAAUACGGAAAGAUUAAAUGCCAGCUAA
Messenger RNA from Porites lobata, 4137 nucleotides. NCBI's taxonomy places the organism in Eukaryota, Metazoa, Cnidaria, Anthozoa, Scleractinia, Poritidae. The record is from the annotation of a GenBank genome assembly.